AUGCUUCUGAUGGCCAGCUUGAGGAGGGACAUAAGUUUAAGCGCAGCGCCCGCUAGAAGAGGUGACGAUCGACGCCAUGUGUUCAAAAAGGCAGCAACAACCGUGCUGCUUUUGACUACUGCCGCAAGCACGUCCCCCACCCUUUCUGCCCCGUAUGACCAAGUAGAAGUGAGCGACCCCAUUUUCCCUAAUAUCACGGAGCCAGCUGUAACGUCUGUCUGUUUUCUAGAAUUUGCUUCAGAAAAGACCAAUUUCGGCAGGAUUGAGGUCUCCCUAUAUGGAAAAGUGUGCCCACAGACCGCAGCAAAUUUCGAAGCCCUGUGCCGGGACGGUUACAAGGGCAGCAACGUUUAUCGCGUCCUCAAGGACUUUUCCAUACAGAUGGGCGAUAUCGGUAGUAAAAAACGAGGGGCAACAGGACGCUCUUCCUUGAAAGGCGGCACCCCGUUGCCUAAGGAAACGUUGCGGGUGCAGCACUCGUUGGAGGGAAUGCUCUCCAUGGUGAACGAUAAAUCAGGCACGGUCGACUCGCGAUUCUUCAUCAAUAUGGGGAAGGACGGUUCCUGGGCAGAUGGGCGCUAUGUGGCUUUUGGAAGGGUGACGAAAGGCUUGGAGGUGCUGAAAGAAGUGGAGAAAGUGGAGGUGAAGCCCCCGAGUAAUGUGCCCACCCUACCCAUCAAGAUCACGGCGGCGGGCGUGCUCUAG
Nannochloropsis gaditana CCMP526 is the source of this 705-nucleotide messenger RNA. RefSeq names its product peptidyl-prolyl cis-trans isomerase b precursor. Gene Ontology annotation, molecular function: peptidyl-prolyl cis-trans isomerase activity. Gene Ontology annotation, biological process: protein peptidyl-prolyl isomerization. Bases 1 to 705 code for a protein of 234 amino acids. The transcript has 2 exons. The record is from RefSeq and is a predicted model, not a curated record.